Molecule: messenger RNA, 8743 nt
Organism: Pseudophryne corroboree (corroboree frog)
Lineage: Eukaryota; Metazoa; Chordata; Amphibia; Anura; Myobatrachidae
Gene: MTR
Product: 5-methyltetrahydrofolate-homocysteine methyltransferase
Exons: 33
Coding region: 48-3851 (1267 amino acids)
Biological process (GO): homocysteine metabolic process; tetrahydrofolate metabolic process
Cellular component (GO): cytosol
Molecular function (GO): cobalamin binding; methionine synthase activity; zinc ion binding
Source: RefSeq, a predicted model, not a curated record
GUAGCGAGACGAAUCCCGGUUCCACCGCUACCCGCUCAGCCUUCACCAUGCCGCCCACCAUUCAGCACGCCGCCGGCACCCCGGCUGUUUCUCCGGUCAACCUACACGAAGAACUGGAAUCAAUCCUUAGGGAGCGGAUCAUGGUGUUGGAUGGUGGCAUGGGCACCAUGAUCCAGCAGCAUACUCUCUCGGAGGAGUCCUUCAGGGGGCAAGAGUUUAUAGACCAUGGCAAAUCUUUAAAAGGAAAUAACGAUCUCUUAAGCAUCACCCAGUCUGACGUAGUGUACAAAAUUCACAAGGAGUAUUUACUCUGCGGAGCAGAUAUUGUGGAAACCAACACAUUCAGCAGUACAAGUAUCGCACAGGCAGAUUAUGGCCUUGAACACAUGGCUUAUCGUAUGAACAAGGUUUCUGCAGAAGUAGCUAGAAAAGCAGCAGAUGAUGUCGCAUCUGAGACAGGAAUUAAGAGAUAUGUGGCAGGAGCUAUGGGGCCAACCAACAAAACAUUAUCUGUGUCUCCCUCUGUUGAAAGACCAGACUACAGAAAUGUUACCUUUGAUGAGCUUGUGGAUGCCUAUGCAGAGCAGGCAAGAGGUCUUCUAGAUGGUGGUGUUGACAUUUUGCUGGUAGAAACUAUUUUUGAUACAGCCAAUGCUAAAGCAGCUCUGUUUGCUAUCCAGAAACUGUUUGAAGAAGAAUACAAGCCUAGACCUAUAUUUAUUUCAGGGACCAUUGUAGACAAAAGUGGACGAACCCUUUCUGGUCAAACAGGGGAAGCAUUUGUGAUUAGUGUGUCACAUGCUGAGCCACUGUGCAUUGGCCUAAACUGUGCUUUGGGUGCUGUUGAAAUGAGACCAUUCAUUGAAGCCAUUGGGAAAUGCACAACAUCAUAUGUUAUCUGUUAUCCAAAUGCAGGUCUGCCCAACACGUUCGGCGAUUAUGAUGAAACACCAGAAGUGACUGCUAAGCACAUUAAGGACUUUGCAAUGGAUGGUUUGGUGAAUAUAGUUGGUGGAUGCUGUGGAACUACACCAGCACAUAUCCGAGAAAUUGCUGAAGCUGUGAAGCACUACAAACCGAGAAUUCCUCCCGCUUCUGUGUGUGAUGGAUAUAUGUUACUUUCUGGCUUGGAACCAUUUAGGAUAGGACCAUACACAAAUUUUGUAAAUAUCGGAGAGCGAUGCAAUGUGGCAGGGUCAAGAAAAUUUGCCAAGCUUAUCACGUCUGGGAAUUAUGAGGAAGCUUUGACCAUUGCAAAAGCACAAGUAGAGAUGGGAGCACAAAUUCUGGACAUCAAUAUGGAUGAAGGGAUGCUGGAUGGCCCCAGGGCCAUGGCCAGAUUUUGCAAAUACAUUGCAUCUGAACCAGAUAUUGCUAAGGUACCGCUGUGUAUUGAUUCCUCCAACUUUCAGGUGAUUGAGGCUGGGCUGAAGUGCUGUCAGGGGAAGUGCAUAGUGAACAGUAUCAGUCUGAAAGAGGGAGAAGAAGACUUUCUGGCGAAAGCCAGAAAGAUAAAGCAGUUUGGAGCUGCAGUAGUUAUAAUGGCUUUUGAUGAAGUGGGGCAGGCAUCAGAUACAGAGACAAAGAUCAACAUCUGCACAAGGGCUUAUAACCUCUUGGUCAGUAAACUGAAUUUUAAUCCCAAUGACAUAAUUUUUGACCCAAAUAUCUUAACAAUUGGCACUGGCAUGGAGGAACAUAACAAGUAUGCCAUGUAUUUUAUCGAAGCUACAAAAAAGAUAAAGGAAACCCUGAAAGGAGCGAAGGUCAGCGGUGGCCUCUCCAACCUUUCUUUCUCAUUUCGAGGGAUGGAAGCAAUUCGAGAAGCGAUGCAUGGAGUUUUUCUUUACCAUGCUAUUAAGAUUGGCAUGGACAUGGGGAUAGUAAAUGCAGGCAACCUUCCAGUGUAUGACGAUAUAGACAAAGAACUCCUUCAGCUGUGUGAAGAUCUCAUUUGGAACAAGGAUCCAGAAGCAACAGAUAAACUUCUUAAAUAUGCGCAGACUACCGCUAAAGGUGGAAAAAAAGUGAUCCAGACUGAUGAGUGGAGGAAUGGUACCGUGGAGGAGCGGUUGGAAUAUGCUCUAGUCAAGGGUAUUGAAAAAUAUGUUAUAGAGGAUACAGAGGAAGCCAAAGCAAAUAAGAAACGGUAUCAGAGACCCCUCCACAUUAUUGAAGGGCCCCUCAUGAAUGGCAUGAAAGUGGUUGGAGAAUUGUUUGGUACUGGGAAGAUGUUUUUACCACAGGUGAUCAAGUCUGCUCGAGUUAUGAAAAAGUCAGUAGGAUACCUUAUUCCCUUCAUGGAGAAAGAAAGAGAAGAGAUGAGAGCAUUAACAGGAAGUGUGGAAGAAGAUAAUCCAUAUCAAGGAACCAUUGUACUGGCAACUGUUAAAGGUGAUGUGCAUGACAUUGGCAAGAAUAUUGUUGGUGUGGUGCUUGGCUGCAAUAAUUUCAGGGUGAUUGACCUUGGUGUUAUGACUCCAUGUGAUAAGAUCCUCCGAACUGCAAUUGAAAGCAAAGCUGAUGUAAUUGGUCUGUCUGGUCUUAUCACCCCUUCCCUGGAUGAAAUGAUCUUUGUUGCCAAGGAAAUGGAAAGACUGGCAAUUAAGACCCCAUUGCUAAUUGGUGGAGCCACCACAUCUCGGACCCACACUGCUGUGAAGAUAGCACCAAGAUACAGUUCACCAGUAAUCCAUUGCUUGGAUGCUUCCAAAAGUGUUGUGGUUUGUUCACAGCUCUUGGAUGAAAAUGCCAGGGAUGACUUCCUAGAAGAAGUAGCAGAAGAAUAUGAAGACAUUCGUCAAGAUCACUAUGAGAAUUUGAAAGAAAGACGUUAUCUGUCUCUACAACAAGCCAGAGAUAAAGCGUUCCAUAUUGAUUGGCUUUCCCACCCUGCUCCAGUAAAACCAAAAUUUGUAGGAACAAAAGUUUUUAAGAAUUAUGACUUGGAGAAACUUCGGCACUACAUUGACUGGAAGCCUUUCUUUGAUGUGUGGCAACUGAGAGGAAAAUAUCCCAACAGGGGAUUUCCGAAAAUCUUUAAUGACAAAACAGUGGGGGAAGAAGCCAAAAGAGUUUAUGAUGAAGCCCAAAAUUUGCUGCAGGUUUUAAUAUGCAGGAGGAAUUUUGAAGCCCGAGGUAUUGUAGGCAUCUGGCCAGCUCAAAGCAUGCAAGACGACAUUAUGUUAUAUGCAGGAGAAGAUGUACUGCAUUCCUCAGAGCCCAUUGCUACUUUUUAUGGCCUGAGGCAACAGGCAGAAAAAGACUCUGCAUCGACAGACCCCUAUUACUGUCUGUCUGACUUUAUUGCCCCUGCGGAUUCUGGAGUGAGUGACUAUUUGGGCAUUUUUGCUGUAGCCAUCUUUGGUGUAGAGGAACUGAGCAAAGCCUAUGAGAACAAAGGAGAUGACUACAACAGCAUCAUGGUCAAAGCCCUGGGAGACAGAUUAGCUGAGGCAUUUGCAGAGGAACUCCAUGAGCGAGUGAGGAAGGACCUGUGGGGUUAUUGUGAUGCAGAGGAUCUGAAUGUUGCUGAUCUGCGUAAGAUCCGGUAUGAAGGCAUUCGUCCAGCACCAGGCUAUCCCAGCCAGCCGGAUCACACAGAGAAAGUCACCAUGUGGAAACUGGCAAACAUUGAAGAAGCAACAGGAAUAAAGUUGACAGAAUCUCUGGCAAUGUCACCAGCUGCUGCAGUCUCUGGUUUAAUAUUUUCUUGUCCAGUGUCCAAAUAUUUUGCUGUUGGAAAAAUCGAUAAAGAUCAGGUUGAGGAUUAUUCACGCAGGAAACACCUGCCUGUAGAAGAGGUUGAGAAAUGGCUCGGCCCUAUUCUCAGCUAUGACCCCGAUGAAUAACAAGAGUUUUCUUUCUAUUUCAAAUCAGAAUAUAAACAUUAUAAAAUGCUGCUCAUAUGUCUCAGUGGUACCAGAAACCUUACUUGAACUGAUAUUACUUGUAUUGAAAUGAAAUGAAUUCUAUAUGUAAUCCAUUGGCAGGACUUGAAAACCACUUAAACCCCUCUUUUGCGAAAAAUACUGGAGUUUGUCUCGGCACUACACGUGAGUGCGUCGGUGCCUAAACUUAGUAUUAGAAUUUCAGUAAUUUACCAUCAGAAAAUAUACUCAUCUGUUCAUGAUCGUUUCACUACUGAACUGGCAAAAAUGGUUCACCUUUAGAAUACACUUCAAAAUGGUCAUAAAAGUGAGAGAGUCUGAGCUACAGAUAUUGUUUACCUGUAAUCCCCACCAUGUACUGUCAGAGAGCUGGGCUUUGAAGUACAGCACCUGGAGUUCCAUAGUCUCUUCAGUAUAAAUACUUUAUUUUUUAACAGCGAUGCCUUUCCCUAAAGUGCACUUAAAAUGUGUCAGAACUUUUAUACUAAAUGGUUGAGUAAUUUAUUGAGAUUGUAUUGAUUUUAGAGUGCGUAGAAGGUGUGCUUCACAAAGAAUGACUCUUCACUCAGGUUGCCCUGUCAGGUGGCUUCUUUAUUCCUCACCAAUGUUGUCACAUCACAUUUGUUCAACAAACAUUGCUUCAUUGACUGCUACCUGCGUCCAAACUAGCGCUCCCUGUCAUGUGGCCACUAACUUGUAUUGGAAGACCCGCCCACUGGUUCCCAAAAACCUGUAUUCUUUCACACAACUAAUUGGUCAUACCCACCUAGUGCAGCUGGAUGUAUUACCUUUACUGUAGCAAGGAGCAGGAUUCUUAACCCUACCUGCCCCUUGUUCUGUUCUGAGCAUCAGGACUUUGGCAAAGUACCCUCUUUGCCACAAGUGAAAUUACAUUAGCCAUCAGUAAACACGUCCCAGCAAAUGGAUAAGAAAUAAAAUAGUAUUAUAAUUUUAACUCAGUGAUUAUAUAAACCAGUAAAAGCACUGGUACAGGUAAUUUCUCAGUCCAUAUAAUUUCAAAAUGUCAUUGUAUUACUGGUAAUUACAUACUUUUUGUACUCUUGCAAAACUAUAACAAUUUAAUUUUUAACAGUUGUACAAGAAAGUUUAGGAAUACUAGCACAUAGAUGAUGCUAUUAAUGAGUAUAUAUAUAUAUAAUAUAUACUGUUCCAUACAGAUUGUUCAUAAAUUCACUUUGCUUUGCUUCAUGGUACAAUGUGUACUAACUAAGGCAUGGAUCCUCAGUAACUGAUAUAUGAUCAGUUUGGUGUAUUAUCUUUGUUUGCUACAAACUUUCUUCCAUUAGACCUUUGUUUUUUACUGCAUAGAGUAGAUUUGAUUAUUUCCUGCUGGAACGUACAAUGGUCUGUGUAGUGAGCGGUACACACGUAACGAUGUUCACGUAAUAUCUAAGCAAUCUCACUAGAUUGCUUAGAAAUUAAGCAUGGAUCUCUCCGAGCGUAUGGUGCCGGCGACAGCGUCGCUAUAGUUGGCUCUAGAUUUGGCAUGCAUGCAUGCAUGCCAAAUCUAGUAGAUUACUCAUUUCACAGCUGGGUGAAAUAAGCGUUCCACCCCCCCUUCCUCCCCCACCUCGCUCAGCACACAUCAUGCUGAGUGGGGGAGAGAUGUGUGCUGAGCGGUGUACCCCCCUUAACUUAUCUGGUUAGAUGAUUUUAUCUACUUUUAUAGUAGUGUUGCUUGGACAGUUGCCCUCCUAUGGGACCUUUAUUUUAUCCCUGGCACACUGACUGUCAUUGCUUUGGCGCUUUUUAUUAAACAGAUAAUUUGUGCCAGUAUUUCAUGUAUUUAUUUAAAAUGUGUUUUUUUUUAAACAAGUAGUUACUUCCAGAUGAGGGUUGUAUUAUGUAUUGUGUACUUUUUUGCCACUACUAGAUGUCAACUUGUCAUGUACAGGAUAUGGGGAAAUUGGCAGUACUACUUUAUGCAAUCCUAAAUAAGGAUGCAACCUCAGAAACUGAAAGUGAAGCCUUUUGCAGAAUUUAAAUGAUUCCUACAUGUAUUUAUUAAUCUUUUCCUGAUUUGGUUAUAUACAUAAGUCUUCAAUGGUAAAUGCUGGACUUUCUAUCACCAUAUAAUGGGUGACAAAUACAGUAUGUGUAUUAAUUCAGAGCCACAUGAUGCUUCAUAGACAUAAAUCCAUUUUAAUUACAAGUAUUCUGAGAGAAAAUAUAUUUUUUAGCACUUGACUGUAAGGGCUCAAUCCAUUUUGCUGCGUUUUAAUUGUCCUUGCAAGUAAGUGCAGCUAUAAUUCACACUUAUGGUAAUGCCAGAUUCAUGCAUUUUUGUUUGUGUGCACAAAAAUCUGCGAAUGUGGUGCAAGAUGGGGAUGCGAGGGGGUGACUAUGAUGCCGUUGCCGGCAUUUACACGCCCUCGCAGCAGCAACUUCCCACCGUUUGGGCAGAGGCAAGUUAAUUGGAUUGACCCCCUAUAUGCAGUAACAGUUAACAACGGACCAGUAGUCCGAAAAAAUGUUCUGUUCCAUAAGGGGAAAUCAUAAAAUUGUAUGUUAUUGGGUUCGAACACCAUAAAUAGUUUACCUUGGUUUUCUUCUUCCGAAGUUAUAAUCAAUCUAAUUAAGCUCCUUCCUUCAACAAUAUUUUGGAGACAUUUGUGAAAAGUGCAGCACAGGAAAGGAUCUGUAACCAACUCCAACCAAACUGUAGUUUUUAUAAAUGUCCUUACAUUUUUCCCCCUUGCGGUGUACAAAAUCUUUUAGACCGUGGUGGAUUUCCCAAUAGGCACGUGCCUAGGAGUGGCACUUGCUAGGCGGCAGCACACCAGGCUGAUAAGGGCCAGGUGAUUCUUUUUAUUCGUCAUUACAACUUUUUUUUAUACUAGCAAAUAACAGGGGUGGGACAAUGGGCAGCAAAUUGUGGUCAAGGAGUUGGUAGUAGGGUGAGGCUGGGGCUGCUCUAGGCAUCCGGACUGACAUCCGAAAUGAAAGGGGUAAUGACAUGAGGGGCAGCCAAUGAUGUGCCUAGGGGAGGCCAGAUCUCUAAAUCCCUACCUGCUUUUAGGACAUUCUGUUUUUAAUUAUUCUUGUUUAAGUAGAAAUCUAAGCCAUUUCCCUAAUACCGUAGGAUAACGCCAUUUCUUGGAGGGUGACAAAAUGUUCAAAAUAGACCAAAUAGCAAUUCCAAGAGAGAGUAGACCAAAUGCAACUUCUCCCUUAUCUAAUUGAUUAGAUGCAUUUUCUAGCACAAUAUAUGUAACAUGUAUCUGAGCAGUUUUCGAUAUGAAAAGAACCAGGAACAGUUGCCUGUCUGCAGCUGCUGCAUCAUUUGGCCCAAGUCAGUGGGUUCAGGAAAGUCGUUUUCACUGAUGAUGAUAGAAUUGUUCUAUAUGACGAUGUGGCAUACUUGUCUACUCUCUCUUGGAAUUUCUGGGAGACUUCUGACUCACAGUGAUGUGAGAUCCUGGUGAGGUGUUACUGCCAAUAAUGACACCAUCGUGACUUGCGCUCCCACCUGUGCAUACCUUUAAGAAGAUCUUUUGGAUGUGGCCAGAAAAACUUUGACCAGUUGUGAUAGUGUCAUGAGGGAUCCAGCCUCUUGAAUAGCAAAAAUCCUCUGAGAAACAUACUUUUCAUACAUGUUCACUGUACUAGAGCGGUAUCUAACAAUCAAUUAGUGUCCAGGACUUCCCAUUAAAUUAUGGGCCUCCUGACCAAUCUUGAUCGUUGAGAGAUGAAUUUAAAAUCUGUUAUAUCUCAAUGUCUGAUUAAUCAAAUUAUGUUUGCGAAAACAAUUCUAAUAUUUUGUGGCUGAUAAAUCAAUUACUGUAAUAUUUAAGACACAUUUAUAGGUACUAUAUUUAGUAGUAGAAAUGUGUUACAGUGGUAGGGAGAUUUUCUCUCUUGAGAAAUUACAGCGCUGCGCAGCACACUGCGUCUGCAUGAUCCGCACAUCACAUGACCGGUACCAUGAGAAUGUGGUACUAACACAGGCAACGGAAUUUCAGGAACAGCGUGAGUGGAUGCUAGCAGUUUGUUUGAAUGAUUCUGAACCCCAGAACAUUACAGUAACAGCUGCGGGGCCCCCCCUGAGACAUUUCCCUCCUUUGUGUGGCCCCAUCGGUGAGUUGCAGAUGGUUUUGAAAUUAAAAAAAACCUUACAACCUUGGCGGUAUCCUAUUAGCCCCGUCAAAUUUUCGCUGGGAAAAAAGGGCCGAUAUCGCGAUUUUAGCCCGAUGGCAAGUAUCUGGCUUAUCCUAUUAAAACCCAUAUUUUUCACCUAAAAAAUUUGCCGGUAUUACCCGUUACCACAUGGUAUCUGACAUAAAUUCCCAGACCCAUGUGUUAUUGCGGGUUUCAAGGGCUGAUUAUUGGGGAUUAUACUUCAUGUGCCUCAGUGUAAUACCCGAUAAAUGGCGGCAUCGGGGGAUCAUAACGCCAACUUCGGGACUAAUAGGAUAUCCCUUUUUGUCACUAAAGUUUGCUUUGUUAAAAUGCAUUUUGCGAUAGUAGUUAUUAGAAAAAUGUAUUUACUUUUGCCUCCAAACUGAUUUUAAAAAUUAAUACGUGCCAAAGAGUAGUCAGGUUACCUGCAGCUCAGCUGUUAUGGAACUACAACUCACAGCAUUUCCUGUCAACCUACUUUUCACAAAACAUGUAAAGUGACAAGUUGCUUAAUGAUACGGUUAAAUAAUAACACAAGCAUAUCUUUGAUCUAGGUCUAUGUUUUAUUUUUUUAACGUGCUAUAUGUGUCUUAAUCUACAUUUACUACUGUAUAAUUUUAUUCUGUGGCAGUUCUUUGUUAUUUUGAUGUUUUUGGCUGAAACUGCACUCUCUGUAAAUGUUUCCAGCAUGAAUAAAAGUUUAGAUAUUUGGA